Molecule: messenger RNA, 1020 nt
Organism: Artibeus jamaicensis (Jamaican fruit-eating bat)
Lineage: Eukaryota; Metazoa; Chordata; Mammalia; Chiroptera; Phyllostomidae
Gene: DTYMK
Product: deoxythymidylate kinase
Exons: 5
Coding region: 44-682 (212 amino acids)
Biological process (GO): dUDP biosynthetic process; dTDP biosynthetic process; dTTP biosynthetic process
Cellular component (GO): mitochondrion; nucleus; cytosol
Molecular function (GO): dTMP kinase activity; ATP binding
Source: RefSeq, a predicted model, not a curated record
AGCGCAGCGACCAGGGGCGAAGGCGGGCUGCAGAAGGCGGGCGAUGGCGGGCCGGCGCGGGGCUCUCAUCGUGCUGGAAGGCUUAGAUCGCGCCGGGAAGAGCACGCAGAGUGGCAAGCUGGUGGAAGCGCUGUGCGCAGAUGGCCACCGCGCGGAGCUGCUGCACUUCCCGGAAAGAUCAACUGAAAUUGGCAAACUCCUAAAUUCUUACUUGAAAAAGAAGAGCGAAGUGGAGGAUCAUGCCGUGCACCUGCUUUUCUCUGCGAACCGCUGGGAACAAGUGCCAUUAAUGAAGGAGAAGCUAAGUCAGGGUGUCACACUCGUCGUGGACAGAUACGCGUUUUCUGGCGUUGCCUUCACCAGUGCCAAAGAGCACUUCUGCCUGCACUGGUGCAAGCAGCCCGACAUGGGCCUCCCCAAACCAGACCUGGUAGUGUUCCUUCACCUGCAGUCGGAGGAGGCUGUGAAGCGGGGUGAGUUCGGCAGCGAACGCUAUGAGAACAGGGAUUUCCAGGAGCGGGUGCUGCAACGCUUCCACCAGCUAAUGGGGGACGGGACCUUGAACUGGAAGAUGGUCGACGCCUCCAGAAGCAUUGAAGACGUUCACAAGGAGAUCCACAAGCUGUCUGAGGAAGCCAUCCAGGCUUCUGCACAGAAGCCACUGGAGGAGCUGUGGGCGUAAACGUGGAGGGACUGUCCCCUCUCGUGUCCUGUAAGACGGGAGCCAUGUCGAAGUCUGAACGUGGGGACCGAGUGCUCGCACUGCGCAACAUGGUGGGUGGUGACCGGCCGACGACGAGCAGAGCUGUCAGCCUCGUGGUCUGUCACGCCAGCCUCGUGGUCUGUCACGCCAGCCUCGUGGUCUGUCACGCCAGCCUCCUCUGUCCUCAUCGUGGGGAUGCUGAUGAAUGAGGCGCUUUUCACCGAAGUUCAGCAACAACCACAUCCAAACAUCAUUGAAGAGGAGGCAGUUUGAGAUGUUUCUUACAGACAAAUAAAAAUUACGAAGUGCUUGUGGAA